UACUUUAAAUUGUCACAGACCUAAUAAAAGGUAAAUUCUAUAAAUCUGGCAUUCCCCUGCCCCGACGGCCAGUUACGUUUUGAAAUUUUAAUGUUACUUAGGAACUAAAGAACCCAAAAUAAUAAAAAUAGUUCUCAAUUUUAAUUCGUCUGAGACACAAACCAAGAAAAAUGUUUGAUCAAAGCUAUUGACAUUUGACAGCUUCUGACUUGUGUAAAGGUGUCUGGUGUAGCAUUAGUCUGUGUUUUCGUGAUUUUGUGGUGUAGUUGUCUAAGAUCAUGGGAGACGGGCAAAGUGAAAAUCAACCACUGUUAAGAGACGAAGAAGAGAAUGUGAGUACAAUAUCGCCGAUCGGGCCUGAUGAGUUGCCUCCGCCGUACCAGCAGGCAGGCUUGCCGAUGGUAACAUGUCGCGUUUGCCAGGCCAUGAUAGAUAUAUCCGGCAAACGGGAGCAGCAUGUCGUCAAAUGUUCAGAGUGCAAUGAAGCAACCCCAAUAAGAAACGCCCCACCUGGGAAGAAGUAUGUGCGUUGUCCAUGUAACUGCCUGCUGAUAUGCAAAUCCUCAUCUCAGCGCAUAGCAUGUCCCCGUGCGGACUGCAAGAGGAUCAUCAACCUAGCACCGUCACCAGUGACUCCGCCUGUGCCUGCUGUGCCUGGCAUGUGCCGGGUUGUUUGUGCACAUUGCCAGGACACUUUCUUGUACCAGUUGUUGAAGAACGCGCCCGUUCGCUGCCCGCACUGCCGGAAGGUGUCAUCAGUAGGGCAGCGAAUGGCGCGAGUGAGGGGCAUAAUCUUUGCAGUGCUCGCGCUCAUUUGCCUCGUCAUCGCGCUCGGAGUCACCCUCGGCACGCUCUCGGCAGCCAAGACGCAUGGCGGAGGCAUCUACGUAGCAUACGUCGGUGCCUUCGUCAUUGCCUUCGUUUUAGCCAGUCGGGCCAUUUAUUACUUCGCCAUGAAAGUCAGUUCUAUCGAGGGACCCAUGUAAGUGAUCGACGGCGAUGUAUUGUGAUACCCGCUCUACACUCAGCGUCGCUGCCGCGAAUUCAUACUGCGUACACUGGAACAGUAUAGCUCGUGCGCAUUCACUUGACGCCUGGCUCGAAUGACGUUUGUUUAUAUUACUGAGUGAAAAAAGUUUCGGUUUAUUAUUGUCCGACUGAAUAACGGGUUCCGCUGUAAUUAAUGGUAUACUUAUUAAUAUAAUAUAGUGUAUAGUAUAUUUAAAAAAAACAGCGUCGAUCGCUCCCAAACGCAUACAUCCACAUUAUUUGUCCCAGAGUGGUCAAAACUCAGUUACUUUCAUACGAAAAAAAUACCUUAUAGUAAGUAAGUUUCAGUUUCGGCCGGAACUGGGACUGAUGCCGAGACUCGGUUUUUGUUUCGAUUUCGUGCACUGGUGAUUACUGUGAUGCUAACGCUAUUUAGCACCUUCGCGCGGGGAAGCGAGAAGAAAGUUGGGAAGAAGAAGAAAUACUUUAUCGAAAAUAAUUAAAAAACUUACAAAUGAAUAAUUUAAACUUAGGAUUUAUUGCUAUAAGCAAUCUCUACCCGGCAACGAGACGAAAGGACUUGCGAAGAUAGUAGAGUUUUAAGCCAGGUGUCAAGUUAAUUUGCACGAGUUAUUCAUUCGUGUUCGCGCGCCGCCGAGUCGCAAACUCUUUGAAGCACGACAAAAUAGCGAAACCGAUCGGGGACCGCCUUAAACGGCCUCCACACUCACAGUUUACGCCGUACACGCGAUCGCGUAGUGUAGAGCGGGCCUUAUAGUGUGACUAGGAAAUAUUUCGAUUCCAUAUUUGCAUUACAUAUACACAUAUAUUGUAGGAUCUAUUAGAUAAAUUGCGUAAUAACCUUUAUAUUGUGAAAAAAUAGACUGUGUUAUACGUUAUUUUUUUUUUUGUUUCUAUGACAUUGGUAUGUGAUAGGUGGAGCCGCACUAUCGAAGUGAAUAGGGAUGAUGACAGUUUUUUAAAUUGUAAAUGAAUUAAGAGUAACAGUAAAGCAAUUUUGUAAAAGUAACAGGGUAUCUGCGAUCAUUACUUUCGGAGCUACAGGGAUUUAAAGGGUCAGAUUUGCGGCGUUGCCGCGGAUCCCUGAAAAACGCUCAAUACAAAAUGGUACGAACUAUUGACGUCGUAUGUACGUAAUGAUCGUUAAAUUUGUAUGGACGUUCAAACAAAAUUACUAAUAUCUUUGUUAUUUGUGCGUUUAUUUUUAUAGUUCAAAUAUUAAAAAAUGUCACAUUUAAUGUUAGGAAGCUAAAACUGUAUGAACUUUCAUCUAAUUACGAUAAAAGAUUUUUAAUAGAUUUGAAAUUUUAUAAUCUUAUUUAUUUUGCAAAUAUCCAGUCAAUCUUUGCUUUUUAUGAAUAAAUUAGUUAACAUUGACCUUAUUUACCUGAAUGUCUCAUAAAAAUCAAUAUAUUCAAACCUAGUCAUCAUCCCCAUUGAUUUUCGUAGAUUGGAGAAAAUGAAAAUAAUUUUGGAAAUAAUGAAAAUAUUUUCCAUAAUUUAUGUCGAAAUCGAAAAACCUAUGAUGGCUUGACUCAUUGUGCAUUACGGCUUAAGUUUUUGAGUAAAAUUCAGAAUUGACCGAUAGUGUUGUGCUCGCUUAUAGAUAUAGGUUUGCAUGGACAUAUAAUAAAUAAAGAUUACAUUUAUCUUGACUGUUAUAAAUAUUAUGAUUCAAUUUAUAAUAUCUAUUUUAGCAUUAGCAUGCAUUCCGAAAAUAUUAUCAUAAUUAUAACACGUUAAUUACUAAUUGCAUAAGACGAAAUAAAAAGCUAAAUAAAGCUUGUAUCGUAAAGUUUUGUUAAAUAAAUUAGUGUUUAUUUUUAAUUUGCUCGAGGAACAAUUUUAACAUGAGAAAAAAAAAUGUUAAUGUAUAUAAUCAAUUUAAAUUGGUACCGUUAAAUAUCGUAAUUUUAAACAAAUGCUGCUUACUGAAUAUAAUAGCUUAAUAUCAUAAUUUUCUUUUUUUCAAAAACGUUUCAAUCAUUCUUUCGACGUUUGAUUAUGUUAUUAGUUAUUACGACUAACUUGAUACACUUAUGCUUACUCUAUAUUUUAGCUAUUGUCAUUAAGUUUCUUUUGUCAGAACAUCAUUUUAGAUCGUAGUUUCUCAUUUUUAUAUAUUUUAUAAUAAUCGUAGUGAAACGAAAGAUAAUAUAAUAUAAUAUAUUGGUAAGUUAUGAUUUUAUUGUACACAAAACUCUUGAAUAUUAUAACUUAAAAUAUCAUAAUACUAUGUAAGCUGGGCAUAAUACUAUGUAAGUUCGUUGAUGAAACUCCCAUGAUAUGCGGGCGACAGUGGGAAAUACUGCGCGGGUGUGAAAUCGUGCGUGCGGAGAAGUGAGGUGCAUCAGUCGUGGGGUUUUCAUUCAUCGCUACACGCCCCCCGCCCCGCGCGGACCAUCGGAAGUGUUACGAACGAAGUUGCCGAGCUAUACCUGUCUAUGUGAGCAUGAGAUAGAGAUAAAAUAGAAGAUGCUAAAUUAUCUCAUUUAAAACUAAGUGUGAUACUUUUAAUGUCAAACCAUAUUAAGUAGAGUAAUUGAAAAAAAAAAUUGCAAACAAUUGGGAAUAUGCAUGUAUUUUUAAUCUAUUUCUGUUCUCAUAGAACUAUGGUAAAAGUAAAACUCCGAGAUAAUACAUAAUCAUUGUCUUCAAAGAAAACUGUGACAUAUUUCAAGCAUUUAAAUGGUAAUAGGGAACAGCAAGGAAUUUGUUGGUUGGAGGAAUAUUGCUUCUGAAUAGGGGACUUUACUCGCGUCAUCCGAGUGCUUUAAAUAAUACGUGAAGCUAUAAGCCUUUCAGUACCUAGAGCUUGAAAAUGUUUGGACUUUAUUAAUGGAUACGUAUGAGAAACAUUAUAAAAUCCCAGCGGAUGUCACUCUUUCGAGAUCUAGACCAGACAUUUUUCUUUUGUCCAAACAAACCAAGCGAAUAGUACUUACUGUAGGAGACUAACAUUUCGAAGGAUCGCAGUAUAAAAGUGAAUAAAUAUUAUGAGCUAACAAAUGAACUAACUAAAAAUGGCUAUGUCGUUAGUCUGUACUGUCUGUGAAGUAGGUGCGAGAGGAUUACCAGCAAAAUCUCUAACUUGCUUAAAGACCUUUGCCCCUCAAGAACUGCAGCAAGUUUUAUAUUAGAACGGGUAUCCAUGGAUUGCUAAGAUAUAUAAGAGACGGGUCUCAUCGCCAUAUUAGUGACCGUAGACUAUAGCGUCAAAGACACUGUUAUAAUGGUUGCCUGAAUUUGUUUACGUGGAAAAUGACGUCACAUAAGAACGGACCAAUAGCAAAUGUUUCACUAGUAUUGAUGAUUUUACACACUUUUUAAUAAAUUAAAUUCACAAUUGAAACAGUUAAUUAAUAAAAUAUUGUUUUGAGUACUAAUAGGGAAUACAAAAAUUGUCUUAUUUACGUGCAAAUACCCUAUAGAAACAAAGUUUUGUGUACAGUUAGUUAGUCAUUAACUCCACUCGUUGUCUUAGAAAAAAAAAUGUGUGUCAGCUCCGACGCACGAAUGGAGUUUACUCUUUCAGAUCGACUGUCUUAACAGGUGUAUGUUGCCCCGCAGCAUACACUAUGUACGUCUCAAUAACUACGCCUGAAAAGUGAAAGGUGCGCAACCGAGGAGCAGCAGGCCGCGGUAUGCGCGCCCGCCACAGCGUGCGUGCGGUAGCGUUGGGCAGCAGCGCACGGUGAAAGGUGCGCAGAAUAGGUUGCGCACAAAAAACGUAACGCUGUCAUUCGUUCAUCGAUUUUUACUGCUCACAUUUUAUUCAUACCGGGGGCUAUUUGAGAAAAAUCGAUUCUUAAGGAGUAAACUCCAAAAAUCGUAGAAGUGUGAUAAUUGAUAAUUUUUUUUGAAGUGUGACAUAUUAUAAAAGCACAUUGGUCUCUCAUAUUUUAGUACAUUGAUAAGAUGUUUUUUUAAUUUGUAAGUCUUCUUAUACAUAUUUUAUUGUUUAGUCAUGCCUUGACUAAGGGUUCAUUUACACGAGAGGCAACUCCACCGACGACCGCAGUCGACUGCAGUCGGUGACGUCUCGGCGGCAAGCGACGGCGUCGCCAACUGCAGUCGUCUCUCGGCGGCGGUCGCCGCCUGAAAUCGAGUGCCGUUGGCUGCCGCCGAGAUGUCGCCGACUGCAGUCGACUACGGUCGUCGGUAGCAGCUGCCGCUCGUGUAAAUGAACACUAACACUUAAUUCGGAUAUUUAAAUUAAACGUUUUAUUAUAUUAACAAAGCUAUAGCGCCUGAAACAAUACCUAGCUGUAAGUCCGUCAUAGUUGAGCUCGUUUAUAAAAUUAAAAAAUGCUAUUAUAAUAUAUGCUUCUCCGGCAUCUUUGUCAGUCCGCCAUAUUGGUUUGGUUUUAGAACGAAGUCACUUAUAGCUUGGCCAGUUCGUUGAUGACACUCCCAUGAUUUGCGGGCGACGGGAGGGGAAUGACUGCGUGGGUAUGAAGUCGUGCGCGCGGGGCAUCGCUACCCCGGCCCCCGCGGACCAUCGGGAGUGCUACGAACGAAUUUGCCAAGCCUAGCACUAUCACUAUACUCGUACUUACGUUCAAGCAUGCUAUUACGAUGUCGAGCUUCUGAAUUUUGGCGGGACGGAAGGACGAUUUCUGUAUUCUAAAACAGGGCUUUAUUUAAGUUUUUUGAUGCUAAUGAGCCUUUUCCUCUAAUGGUUUUAAAAAAAUCCGCUAGAGGCAGUUCCGUUAGAGCUAAAAGGCUCAUUGAGUUACACAUAAUAAAAGUGAGUAAUAUUAAUUAUAUACGUAUAUCUAAUAAUUCUUACAUUUGUAACAUUGUAUUGAUUUGGUUGUCUGCAAAUUAAACACAAGUUGACAAGCCUUAUGUUGAAAUAGUUGGUUUAUUCGCUUACUCGAUGGACUUUCGAAGGAAAGUCGUCAUUUAACAGAGAAUUUAAAAAAAAAUACGCAGCGUACUUACCUGCUAUGUAAAAACCAUAACGGCUUUAUUUAUAAACAUGGAUUAGGAUUUAAAACUCAAAUUUCUUUAAAGUAAAGUGAACUUUAGUCAAUAGUGAUUAGAUCCACUUUACUUAAAAGAAAAUCAGGCGGGUUAGUGGGUAAGUGUUGAACAUAUUGAAUAUUUUCUGAAAGCGAUCGAGUUAGCGAAUAGCUGACCUGCCAAUUUAUAGGUAUUACUACUGUAAAGCCGAAUUAUGACCCAAAGUGUAAUACGUGCUCACAUACAUUUAAGAUAACAUGCUUUGCGGUGACCUUGAAUAUGAGAUUAAACGUAUUAAGUUUUAAAACAGGGUAAAAGCGAAAUUCUAAUUUUUAAGUUCACAAUUUCCACUCAAAAGUCUAUGAAUUGUCUUUAGGUUUUUAUUUUAUUACAAUAGCAACUUGCAAGUGUCACAAAAUUCUAUCACGAUAAACCCGAACGCAAACUUAGUAAAUAUUGGACGAGUAGACCUAAAAUGUGCAUCUCAACACAAAAGAAAGACAAAAUUCGACCAAUAGCGGCGCAAUCGAAUAUUCCGUUCUCCCUUUCGCUGCAUUAAAUAGAACGAGAGAGCUUCAAUUCUGCCGCUAUUUGUUGACAACAUGUCUUUAUUUUUAGGAGAUGUGUCUUUUACGUAUGCAAAACCCACAAGUAGAUAUUAAACUGGUAAUCAAAUUUUUUUUAAUUAAUUUAAAGCUUUAAAUAUUGUAUAAUGUUUAAUUGCAAUAUAAUAUGACAAUUCUCCCAUAUGUACUCAGAUAAUAGUUGUCGUUUGUGUUGUGGUUUUUCUUUUGUCAUAUACAUAUUAUAUUAUGUUAAGAGACAGCAUAACUCAUCAGCAGUAUAAAAAUGUUGAAUUAAAAAAAAAAAAUAUGUAUGUAUAUUAUUUCUAGUCUACAAAUAACUUUAAAAAUUUAAAACCUAUUAAUCCGUAUUAUUAAUAUUAUAAAUGCGAAAGUAAGUCUGUUUGUCUGUAUGUUACCUAACACGAAACCGCUUUGGAUGAAAUUUGAUAUAGACUUUAUUUUAUUAUAUUCUUUCCAAGUUAGCCCUUGACUACAAUCUCCUGAUGGUAAGUGAUGAUGGAAGUUGGCUAAAUUGUUAGGAGUAGGAUGAAAAUCCACAUUCAAUACGAUUCAAUACGACAUCGUACCGGAACGCUCAAUCGAUUGGCGGUGUGUCUUUGUCGGUAUGGUGGAAACUAGCCACGGCCGAAGCUUCCCACCAGCCAAAAUUGGACUCUGAGGCAGUACAAAGGCUACUUUCUUCUCGGAAAAAUCCGAACGAACGAAUCCACGAAUGGAGUCGCGGGCGUUUGCUUGUUUCAAAUACAUACAUUACAUACCAAAUUGCAAAAUGAAUUUAUAAUUUACUGAGCGCAAACUCAGAAUUUGCCAGAAUUUUCUUUUCAAUUAGAGAAUUUUAAGAGUUCUUCGACACUAUUAAUUGUUUUUAUUAAUUUCUACCUACUUAUAUCUUUUAUGUAAUAUGUAUUUUUAAAUUAUGACUUUAUUCGUGUUUUCAAAAUUUGUUACAGCUUUAUGCAUAUAAUUAGUUUUAAGUCAAAUAAAGGUACCUACAUUUAAAA
Bicyclus anynana (squinting bush brown) is the source of this 7567-nucleotide messenger RNA. RefSeq names its product type 1 phosphatidylinositol 4,5-bisphosphate 4-phosphatase. The coding region runs from base 279 to 986 and encodes 235 amino acids. Gene Ontology annotation, biological process: phosphatidylinositol dephosphorylation. NCBI's taxonomy places the organism in Eukaryota, Metazoa, Arthropoda, Insecta, Lepidoptera, Nymphalidae. Gene Ontology annotation, molecular function: phosphatidylinositol-4,5-bisphosphate 4-phosphatase activity. The transcript is spliced from 5 exons. Gene Ontology annotation, cellular component: lysosomal membrane; late endosome membrane; phagocytic vesicle membrane. The record is from RefSeq and is a predicted model, not a curated record.